Molecule: messenger RNA, 11644 nt
Organism: Ictalurus punctatus (channel catfish)
Lineage: Eukaryota; Metazoa; Chordata; Actinopteri; Siluriformes; Ictaluridae
Gene: xirp2b
Product: xin actin binding repeat containing 2b
Exons: 9
Coding region: 306-10274 (3322 amino acids)
Biological process (GO): actin filament organization; actin cytoskeleton organization
Cellular component (GO): stress fiber; focal adhesion
Molecular function (GO): actin filament binding
Source: RefSeq, a predicted model, not a curated record
CUCGGAAAUAAAAUCAGCUGUCCCUCAGUGCUUGUUGGACAGAGUUAACAUAGUGAGGCUGCUGGAGGAGCUGGUCUCCACCACCACAGCAGGAUUGGAAAGACUGCUGGCACAUUAGUUGACCUGCAGGCCAGGCUGAGCACAACUGACCCGAUCUGUGGAUUUCUGUCACACUUCACACUUGUCCAUUUAAGCUAGAUCUACUCGCAGUUGGCAGCGUGGUGGUAGCCAGUGCUGGUCAUCCUGAGGGGCCAGAACAGCAGAGGAGCAGGCCUCACUCUGAACCCAUCCCUCUAAAGAACCGCAUGGCAAUGUAUCAAGCUGCAGUCUCCAAGCAGGACACACCAGGCUUCUCCAAUGGAGUCAUGAAUGAAGCUGAUGUCUGCUCUGUGCCUGGAGGACUGGCCAGCAUUCGCAGACAGUUUGAGAGUGAAGAGAAGUCUUCUACUCGCACAGCUACAAAGUUUCACCAUACACAGCAAUCUAUGCAGGAAGUGUCAAACUCAUCUGAGCUUUCAGUGAGAAGAGGAAUUAAAGGAGGAGAAUCCCAACAGGAUGAAAGGGUUUCAUAUCAGACUGUUCACCAGGAAGUAGCCUCUAGUGAUGAAAACCAUCAUGGUGAGAAUGAAGAAGAAGAGUAUUAUCCAAAACUCUCAGCCAAAGAACUGGCGCGGCACUUUGAGAAAACCAUUGAGGAAGCUGCUCCAAAUAAGAAAAUUAAGACUGAACAUAAAGUGAACAAUUCUCAGCAGCCCUUGGAUGUAAACGUAUCCCAUCAGGCCCUCAUGGGUGAUAUGUCUGUCCUAUCAAAUGAUACAGUAGAAGAUUCAGAAACAGAUUCAGGGCAUUUAGGAUUUGUGCCUUUUAAUGAUGAUGAAGACUUGGAUUACUUACCUCCACCACCACCAGACUUACUGGAAGAUCUCCCUGAAGACACUGGUUUCCCAGAGCCCCCUGAACCAACACCCCCAAAGAAGCACAUCAUUCACAAAGAUCAAUACUGUAAACAGAGAGAACUACUGGAAGUGAAGCGCUUAUGCAAGCACAUUCACCCUGAUGUUAGGAAAGACCUGGAGCAAGAUUUAUAUAAUGAGGUAAAUGAGAUGGACAUGGAUGAGGAGAUGGUAGGUGAUGUACAGGAUGCCAUACACCAGUUUGAACACAGUGGUAGAAGCCCUAAUUGGAGCCCAGAGAGAGGAUAUCUGGAAUGGGAUGAAAUCCGGAGAGGGGAGGUACAGUCUAUGCGCUGGAUGUUUGAAAAUAAACCUCUUGACUGCAUUAAGGACUCUUCAGAUGAUGAUGAGGACAGCGGAAAUAUAGUUCAGCAAGAAAUCAUAGCUGGAGGUGAUGUAAAAAACACUGCUUUGUUGUUUGAGACUCAACCCAUGUUAGAGAUAGACACUAGUUACUCUGCAAAGAAAUCUUCUUACAAUGAAAUAGGUAAAAAAGAUGUUCGUGCAGCAGCCUGGUUGUUUGAAACAAAGCCAAUGGACUCACUGAAUAACAUGCAUGGUGGUGAUGAGCAAACCAAAGAGGUUGUCUUCACAGAAGAAGCAACCCAUGGUAACGUGAAAUCUAUCCAGUACAUGUUUGAAAAUCAGGGAAUGGAUUCUCUGGGUGAUACUGAAACCGUGGAUGAAAAGCACCUUCUAAGUCUGAAAUCUGUCAGAGAGGAGAUUAAAGCUGAUGUGAAGAUAACUGCCUGGCACUUUGAGACCCAGUGUAUGUGUGUUUUAAGGGAGCACUCAGGUCAAAUAGUGGAAAUUACCUGUGUUCGCCGUGAAGAGACAGAGAAAGGUGAUGUCAAAACAUCACGGUGGCUUUUUGAGACACAGCCUCUUGACAAAAUCAGCAACGACCUUUCCGAAGUUAGGCUUAUCAUCAGUAUUUCAUUGGAAGACAGUAUUAAAGGUGAUGUGAAAAAAGGAAGAUGGUUAUUUGAAACAAAAAAGCUGAAUUCUUCAAAUGAAGAGUGGGAAAGAAUACUUGGACAACAGAAAGUGGAGAUUCUUGGGGCUGAUGUUCGCAAACAAUGCAUGGUGUUUGAGACUCAGCCCAUGGAUACUCUAAAAGAUGAUUCCAUCUCCAGACCUAUCACCACUGAAAUCCUUGGUGCUGAUGUACAAACGGUAAGACAUUUAUUUGAAACAGCACCAUUAGAAGAGUUUAAGGAACUGCGAGAGGUGGGAAAGCUGAAAAAAAGGGUGACAACUGAUGAAGACAAAGGGGACCUACGACACCAAAGAUGGAUGUUGAAGAAUCCACCUCUAGAGGACAUACAAAUUGAGGAUGAUGAACUGGGGAAGCUAAAGAAUAUAGCUGCCUCAGAAGAAGAGAAAAGUGAUAUAAAACAUCAGAAAUGGCUAUUUGAAAACCAAAGACUUGAAGAUAUCAGAGAGGAAAGGAAGGAAGUGAUGAAAAUGAUUAACAUUGAGCAGAUAGAUGAAGAAAGCUACAAAGGUGAUGUGCGCAGGACUUGCUGGGUAUUUGAGACUCAGUCUAUGGACACAUUAAAAGAUGAUUCGAAUGCCAGACCCGUGAAUACUGAAGAAAUUAUUGGAGGGGAUGUUCAAAGUGCCAGACAAUUUUUUGAAACUGUUCCACAAGAUGAGUUGAAGGAACUUGCAGAAGUGGGGAAACUCAAAAUAAGGGUGACAGCUGAAGAGGAGAAGGGUCAUGUUCAACAGCAGAAACUGGUCUUUGAAAGCCAGCCACUAGAACAAAUUAGAGAUGAAAAAAAGGAAAUAACUAGAACAGUGAAUGUAGAGGAUAUUGAAAAAGUGGAUGUAACAAAUUGCAUGCAAAUCUUUGAAACAUAUGAUAUGAGCAGAUAUGAUGAACGUCAGAGGAUUCAAGUUGAAGGUGUGACCAAAGGCUCUGUACAAUCAAACAAAGAGUUUUUUGAAUCUACACCAAUUUAUGCCAUGCAGGAUUGUUCAGGCCACUAUCAUGAAUUGAAAACUGUGAGGCAUGAAGAGAUAGUGAAAGGAGAUGUGAAAACCUGUAAGUGGAUGUUUGAAACCUGCCCUAUUGACCAGUUUGAUGAAAGUAUAAGCAAGUACCAAGUCAUUAAAGGGAUUACUCAGCAAGAGGUCGAAACAGGUACAGUCAAAACAGCUAAAUGGCUUUUUGAAACACAGCCUCUUGAUGCCAUCAAAUACUUCAGCAAUAUUGAAGAUGAAGAGUGUGUUAUUAAAGAAACAACUGAUAUAGUGAAAGGUGAUGUAAAGACCUGUAAGUGGCUAUUUGAGACAAAACCGAUGGAUGUGCUAUAUGAAAAGGUUGAGCCCAAGAGUGAAAAUGGAAAUAACGAGGUUCAUAAAGGUGAUGUCAAAUCUUGCACCUGGCUCUUUGAAACUCAAGCGCUUGACACCAUCCGAGAUGAGUCUGAGACUAUAUUGAAAGCAUGCACUGCAAAACAAGAAGACAUUCAGGGAAAAGAUGUACGUACUGCUUGCUUCCUCUUUGAGACUGAGAACAUUGCAAACAACACUGGAGAGGAUGGAUGCACUUUUAAGCAGGUGACUGAGAUUGAUAUCCAGUCUGGAGAUGUAUCACGAAUGAAAUACAUAUUUGAGAACCAGUCCUCCGAUGUCAUGACCUCGACCUCGGAGGAAUUCAUGCGCCAGCUGAGGUCAGACCAGGUUGAGGACAUUAAAAAAGGAAAUGUAGGAAACUGCAAAUGGCUCUUUGAAAACCAUCCAAUAGAUACAAUCCAUGAGAACCCAGAAGAAGUAAAGGAGACACGCACUGUGAUUGACAUCCAAGGAGGCAAUGUGGAUAAUGGCCGAUUAAUUUUUGAGACCUGUUCUUUAGAUAAAAUCCAAGAGAUCUCUUCUGAGUCAGAGAUGACAAAACUCCAGAGAAUAAUCUGUGAGGAUGAGGAGAAAGGAGAUGUUAAAAAUUAUGCAAUGAUGUUUGAAACUCAGCCACUUUAUGCAAUCCAGGACAAAGAAGGACAUUACCAUGAAGUGACGACACUUACAAAAGAGGAGAUACUGAAAGGGGAUGUAGUGGGUGCCCGUUGGUUAUUUGAAACAAAGCCUCUUGAUUCCAUUAAAGAUACUGAUGAAGUCUACCUAAUCAAAGCUGUUACUGAAGAGGAUGUUGUAAAAGGUGAUGUCAGUUCUGCUAGAUGGAAAUUUGAAACCCAACCUCUUGACAACAUUACUGACCACUCUUUUAAAACUGUGGAAGACAUUAGAGGGGGUGACGUCAAGGCAAACAAAGAGCGCUUUGAAUCUGAUUUGAUGUCACAGAACUUAGUCCGAACUGUUAGCAUGAGUGAGAUUCAUGAAGGCAAUGUAAGGGCAGCUAAGUGGAUGUUUGAGACUUGCACCAUUGAUCAGAUCCAUGGGGAAAACACAGAAAACCAGAUGGAGACAGUUGUUGUGGAAGAACAGGUCAAAGGAGAUGUAAAACAGUCUGUGUGGUUGUUUGAGAAAAAUCCACUCAAUAGCAUCAAUGAAAAGGGGGAGACGCAGCUCAUCCAUGAAGAAAUACCCAAGGGAGAUGUGAAAACAACAACUUGGCUUUUUGAAACUACUCCAUUUCCUGACUUCAAUGAGAACAGUGCAGUGAAACCUGAAAUCAUUGGUAAAAGUAUAAAAGAAACUCUUAAUGAACUAUACAGUCACAGAAUGGUGGAAUCCAAAGGGAUUAUAAUAGAGACUGAUGAGAUUGGGGAUGUGCGCAUGGCUAAGUAUAAUCUAAUGAAUAAAGAGCCCCCUGAAAUUCAGAAGGAAGAAAUCAUCAAAGGAGACUUGCAGAACAUCAUGAUGAAUCUCCUCUACAAGCAAGAGACAAAACAAAAAGGAAUUGUUAUCAGUGCACAGGAAAGAGGAAAUAUCAGUAGCACUGUGGAACAGCUGUUCAACCAGGAGACUGGCAUUAAUGUAGAAAAAGAGGAAAUUAUUCAGGGUGACAUUCAAGAAGCCAUAAACAACCUACUGAAGGAGGAGAGCACGGGUAAGCAAGGCAUUCUUAUUCAGGAGGAUGAAAAAGGAGAUGUUCGGAUGACUGUAUAUUCUCUUUUUAAUAAACAAGAGGAUACCAAUAUUGAAAAAGAGGAUGUGAUCAAAGGCAAUGUAAAAGGCUGUCUAGAAAAACUUUAUAAUCCAGGAACAGAACAGAUUGUUAAAAUGAAGGUAGAUGACACAGAAAAGGGCAAUGUGAGCUUUUAUUCAACCUGCAUUGAGUCAGGGGCUCUGGACUACCUGAAAGAGCUCAGAGCAGAGCAUGAUGAGAUAGAAAUAAGUAAGCAAGAAAAGGAAGAAAUUGUUGGUGGUGAUAUUAGAGGGACAAAACAAAGCCUUAUGCAUAAUCAGGCUAAAAUCUGUCGGCUUGUGGAUAGGGAAGAUAUUGUGCCUGGUGAUGUCCAUAACGCAGUCAAGGUUUUCAUGACAGAGCCUUCAAUUGAACAUCUCCAGAAAGAAGAAAUAGUAGGAGGUGAUUUAAGAGCCACUCUAAACUCACUGACACAGUCUAUAAAUCAGUCGGUUGUUCUGGAGAAAGAGGAGAUUGUUAAAGGUGACAUAUCCACUGCCCUCAAGUCUCUUCAAGAUGCCCAAAUGCAUCCUAAAGAGGUAGAAAAGCCUGAAAUCAUCCCCGGCAACAUCAAAGGAGCAUUGAAAUCACUGAAAGACUUGGCUACUGAUAAAGUUGAAAUUAUUAUUGAAGAUUUAGUUCCAGGUGAUAUCAAAGGUACAUUAAAAUCUCUAGAGGAAGCCAAAGGAGCAGUAAGGGAGGUGGAGAAAGAAGAAAUUGUAAAGGGUGACAUUAAUUCAGCCUUGCAGAGUCUACAAGAAGCUUCUAAUGAGCGAAAGGUUUGCCAGCAAGAGAUAGAAGUUCAGGGAAAUGUGAAAGGGACAAUUCAGCUCUUAUUAGAACCUCCUUCUACUCCCAGAAUGCAACGCAGGGCCAGCACAGAGGGUGAUGUCAAGCUGUCAAUAAAAUCAUUAUAUGAGACACAAGAGCAGGUGCAGUCAGAGAAAGAAGAGAUGAUAAAAGGGGAUGUUAAGGGUACAAUAAAAUGCUUGCUAGAAACAGCACAACGAACAAGCCCAAAGAUUCCCAGAAGAGAACCAAUAAGAAAAGUGAAAGUUCCCAAAGUAAAAUUACAGUCUCCUUCUCAAAACGAUAUCCAGUCUUCUCCCAGUACAGUGAAGAAUUUAACCAGAAACAGUCAGACACUGAAUGCACAAGAACUUGAAACCACCAAAUCAGUGCAAAACGAAUCCACAUCUCAAGAGAAAAACACACUCAUCAAUCAAAACAGAACUAAUCCACAGGAAUCAAAAACCACUGUGCUAGAACACAAAACAAUAUUACAGACUCAUGAGGUUAAAACUUUAAAGACUGAAUUCCGCAACCUCAAAACAAACCUUAAAGGUGUAAAAAGAUCAAAUAAGACCAAAGACAGAAAGCAAGAGGUUCCUGUACCAUAUCUCCCAACUUCACUUCCUGAGCAUGAGUUCCCUGCUCCUCCAACUCCUCCUCCAGUUCAUGAUAGCCUUUCCUUUCCUACCUCUCCCAUUAUCCAGGGUGAUAAUGACCUUCCUCCACCACCCAGUCCUCCUCCUUGUGACUUGAUAACAUCAGAUCCUGACCAUUUACCUCCCCCACCUACUCCACCUCCUCUUGCUGCAACUGAACAAGAGUUCCUUCCCCCUCCUCCAACUCAGAUGGAGCUAGACCUCAUUCCCAAUAUAACACCAACCAAGCCUAGUAAACUGACAGUAAAGCCAGUCAAAGCUCCGGUCCUGUGUAAAGUACCAAAGUUGGAGCCAGUCAUACAUCUUGACAAAAUGGGUAUACAUUCCAGAUCAGCUUUGCAAGUGCCUAAAAACACAGAAACAGUGAAAAAAAUCAACUCAGCAGAGACAGAAUAUAUGGUUUUGUCGGCCUCAUCCACUCUGGUCUCAUCUGAAAUCCAAUCAUCCAUUUCAGUGGAGCCACCUGAGUCUCCACAUCCUCCCUUGGGUCUCAUUCCACCAGAUUCACCACCGCCACCAUCUCUGAUAAGUAACUUCAAAACUCCAUUAAUUAAAGCUGAGCAAAAAUACAGAGAGCAGCUAAAGGAGAGCCACACAUCAUCCAGCUCACCAGCCUUUGAAACUGACAUGCGUGAGUCCGUCAGUACAGCCCUUGAAAUGCUUUCCUCGGGAGGGAAGAGCACUGAACAUUCUGAACAAGGCGUACCAUUUGAUUUUCCUCAAGAGAAAACAGGAAAUAAUGUGACCAAAAUGACAUCAGACUCAGAGAUGUAUGAUUCAUCUAACAAUGAUGCACAUUCAGAAGCUCCACCAAGCAAGCCUUUAAUCUCUACUACAAAUAAAAAAUCUCCUUCUGAAUCUCCCAUUAUUUCCUCAGCUAAGCAGUCUGUUAUCUCUAAUCUAAUCAGCUUUAAUCAAAGCACUUUGGUUCAGCAGCAGACCACAUCUACAACAUCUAAAAAGAAGAAAAAAUACCGGCCCAUGACAACCAGUACUCAGCAAGUGACCUCUACUUCUGUUAAACUGUCAGAGAUGGUUAAUAGCAAUUCUGCACAGGUAACCACAAAUGUACUGAAACUAGGUGAAGAAAAAGAUCAUCCAACUGUCUCUACAGAUGACUUUAUCAGUAGUGCAUUUGAGAUCGAAAGUGUCAAGAAAGAUAUUGUAAAUAAUAGUUUAGCUGAAAAAUCUGCAGUCAAUGAAAGUAAGAAAAUUAAUAACUCUGUAAAAACAGGCCAGAGAAAGACGUCCCCUGAUCAGAGCAACCCUACAAAGGAAAACGUAGACACUGCAAUUAAAGAAGCUGAGCAAAAGGUUCAAAAAGUGAAGAAAGGACGCAAGAAAGAUGAGGGCAUAGAAGAAAAGCCAGCAGCUCAAACGGUGAAGGUGGUACCAAAAAAUGUCCAGGUGAGUGAGAACAGAGAAAGGAAAGUUACAGAGAUUAAAGUGGAAAAACAGGCCACACAAAAGCAGGUUGAGGAUGGUCUUGCCUCUCCAAAGAAAAAAAAGAGAGCUAAAUGCAAGAAAGAUAAGGACACAGCUCAACAAGCCCAGGGGCAAACACAAAAUAAUACCACUCUUCCUCUGCCUGCUUCCCCCUCAGAGGUAAAAUCUCCAGUUUUGACAUCUAAUCAGAAACAAGAGGAAUUUGCGAUGGUGCAGACCCACAAAACCAUUCAUGGAGAACACAUUGCCGUCCACAAAGAGAUCACCAUCACAGAGAGUAAAGUUCAGCAAAGUUUGCAGCAACAGGGCACUAUGGUAAAGUCUCAAAAACAGGCCAAGAGUUCUCUGAAAAAGAAAGAACUAGUUGACAGCCAACAGAAAUCUAAAGAUGAAAGCAUAAAUGUGACAGGGGAGUUGACACAAAGGAAGCCUUCCAAAACUUUGACAGAGAGCACAGAGGCAUUACAAAGAUGUACAGAAGCUCAGAAGUUGCUGUCUUAUAUCUCAGAGUUACAGGAAGUUAUAGAAAAAAUGGACUCCAAGAGUGUGAAGACAUUACUCAAUGAAAUCCCAGAGUGGCUUAUUGGACCAGAGGAAAAGAAUAGCUUGGUGAAAGCUGUAGAUGAACAUAAUUUGGAGAAACUCGAAGAAAUUGUAGCUCAUGUACAGAAUCUCAUUCAGGUAAAACUAAUGGAUGUUGAAAGAAAUGUUGCAACUACUGAAAAACAUGAAUGUGAAGCUACAUCUGAAAAAGUGGUUUCAGGCAAGGCUGCUCAAAGGAUUUCAAAAAUGACUAUAGACUCCAAAAAAGUUGAAACUAAAAAGAAAGUAGUGGAGAAAAAAAACACUCGUGAAAGCCGCAAGCAGCAAGGCAAGAGCAAAAAUCCUCCUGACCCCAGAUCACUAUCACCUUCAUUAAAAAUGCGCUCACCCUCACCCACAUUUAUCACCAUUGAAUCCACAAGAAGAACUGACUCACCACAAAAAGUAGUGUCAUCACCUCCACCAAUGCCACCUACCCCUCCACCACGCAGGUCUGAAACACCUACAUCACGUUUAAGCAGAGCUUCUCCAUCACCCACUCUAGGGAGAGCCAGCAGUCUAUCAAGGCUUAGAGAAGCAACGGCUAAACUUUCUCGUGGACCCUCACCUGAUCCUGUGCAUCACCCUGUGUCAGUCAAUGGGAAGAAGUCUGAGAUUGUGGAAAUUCCAUCCACAUUUCAUUGUCAAAUUAAAACUGAUUCCAAGCCUGCUGAGAAUGGAAGGAUUCUGAAAGAGCGUAAAGUCUCUGAAUGUUCAGAGGAACCAGCUAAACUUUCUCGUGGACUCUCACCUGAUCCUGUGCAUCACUCUGUGUCAGUCAAUGGGAAGAAGUCUGAGAUUGUGGAAAUUCCAUCCACAUUUCGAUGUCAAAUCAAAAUCGAUUCUAAGCCUGCUGAGAAUGAAAGGAUUCUGAAAGAGCAUAAAGACUCAGAGGAAGAAUGUUCAGAGGAAGCUGUCUCAGAAAAGGUGACCUCAAUUCAACAGAGGACCGAGGAAGUACAAAAAAACAUCAAUUAUAUUCCUGAGCAUUUAAGGCUGGAUACAGAGGAAGGUGAAACUAAAGUUCCACAGAAAGAAGGUUUUCCAAAUAUUGACUUGUCUGGACAGGUCAGAAAAUUUGAGAGCCCAGAUGCAAAGACAUACACCAGUAAAAAACCUACUGACAUCCUAGAUCAGUCUGGCAUUGAAAGUGAAGCCUUAGAUAGACCAGACAACAACAUCAAGGUUGUAAAAGACAUUUUUGAAAUGGCUGAGCAAAGUUCCUCUGUGAAAGAACAGAAAAACAAACAGGAGGAGCAGGCAUCAAGAGUGAGUGAAAUCAUGGCUCAAGAUUCAAAGCCUGAUAUUCAACAGAUCUCUCAAGAGACCACACCUCUGCCUCUGCUCAAAGAUGUAGUGCUGGAAAAGUCUGUCGAUCCAUGUGGCUUUUCAGAGACGAAAAACGUUACAGAGCAUUACUCCACUGUCGAUGAAGAUGGCAGGAAGAUAACCGGGACAAGAAGUACCACAACCAUAUCUAAACAUUCUGAGAGUGUUGUGUCACAGUGCAGUCCAUUCUCUUAUGCUGAUGCUGUGAAGAAAAAGGCCCCGGAGGUGAAUUUAUCCCCCGAGUCCUCUGCUGAAGAAUUAUUGAAAAAAUUCCAUGAGAUGUGGACUGAGAGUGAGAGUGUGUUUAAAAGCCUAGGCUACAGUGUCUCAGAUUCGAGUUCCAAAGUCGGAGCUGUGCACAGUGUGUCGGACGAGAGUGUAUCCCAUGGAGGGUCUGAUAGCAGACAAAAAGAAAUUCCAUAAAUCCUGUUUCUUCUGUGAACACUGCAAAAAUAAAUUAAGCCUUGGAAACUAUGUCUCUCUCCAUGGACAUUUAUACUGCCCACCGCAUUAUAAGCAGCUCUUCAAAUCUAAAGGACAUUUUGAUGAAGGAUUUGGACAAAGGUCUCAGAAAGAAUUGCUUAGUGGAGGAUAUUUAAUGAAUGCCACUUCUGAAGAACCUGACUGGAGAUAUUCCCUUUCACAAAGCAGCUUCAGUUCUGUGUCAGACAUCUAUGAAAAAGUAUCCAAGGUACAAGAUAAAUCUGAUCAAACCCCUCAAAAAUUAAACAAACAUUGUUUAGUGUGGCCCCCUCAGACUGACCCACCGAAGAAGACAUUUACCAUGGACCAAGAUAUACAGUUAGUAAAACCAGUGUGGCCUCCCAAGAGUGAGUCUUCAAAGUCUCCAAAACACCAGAGACAGAAAGUAUCAAAGAUUAUUACACCUCAUCCAUAAGACAUUAAGGCCGCCUGGGUGCUUGAGGCAGAGGCACCUCAUACAUGCUGAAAUCUACAUAAGAAUGACAAGAUGAUCCAAGGAAUUACAGAAUGUCUCAAAACAGGUGAAUAUUUAAUGAGGAAUGAGCACUGAGAGAAACAGGAUAAUCUUUGAUGAUUCUGUGAUAGAUAUUGAUAUAAAUAUUGAUGAGAAUGUGAUGAGGAAGUAGAAUUAUGUCAAUGCAUGUACUGAGGGUUUAUGGUUAGAAAGAAAUUAAAUGUAAAAGGAUGUGAAAUUGUGUGAAAGAUCAUUUGGAUAGAGACAAGAAGAUAGUAAUAGCAUACAAAUUCAUAAUUCACUCUGCAAUUAAACUUGAUAGUAAUUAAAUGAUUGCUUGUUCAAAUCAGAGAAAUGGAGGGAAAUGAAAUGGAUAACAAGGUGCCAUAUGUAAAGAUCUCAGUAUGUGCUGCUAAUGCACUAAACACUUUUGUCUUACAGUAUAUGAAUUAUAACUCACUAUUUUUGCUUGGCAAAAAUAUUCUGUAUAACAUUUUACCUUUUAUAGUGUCCAUGGAGAGAGUACAGCUAUCAUACAAAUGUUAGAUUUUCCAAUUUGCCCCAAUUUAUAUUCUGUCUAUGGUUAGAUACCUUUGGAAGCACCUGGGGUGCAGUGUAGCAAAUGAUAAAACUGAGUAAAUAAUUUUUCUUAUGUAAAUGUCAUAUCUAAUUGGUACUUGUUUAUUUUGGUCACUGGUGUCCUACUCUAAAGAGAAAAUAUUUUUAAAUGGACAUUAAUUUCAGAAUAGUCUUUGUUUGUAUAAGAGCAAUCGUUUAUUCAGGUCAGGCUGGUUCACUGGUGCAUCUUGCAAAUUUAUUGAUCUAAGAAAAAUAAACAGCUCUUAUGUUCAAUGUC